Molecule: messenger RNA, 2053 nt
Organism: Scylla paramamosain (green mud crab)
Lineage: Eukaryota; Metazoa; Arthropoda; Malacostraca; Decapoda; Portunidae
Product: coiled-coil domain-containing protein 191-like
Exons: 3
Coding region: 939-2051 (370 amino acids)
Source: RefSeq, a predicted model, not a curated record
UCAUCUAGAUUACGCUGUGCAGUUCUGAUCACCAUAUUACAGGAAGGAUGUUUCUACAAAGCGAGAUUAAAGCUGCUAAAUUUACAUUCGUUAGAGAGACGUAGGUUUAGAGGGGACCUGAUAGAAGACUUCAAGUGGUAUAAGGGUAAAAACAAGGGGGACGUAAGCAAAAUUAUUAGGGUCAGUAACCAGGAUAGAACAAGAAGUAACGGAUUCAAGCUUGAAAAAUUUAGGUUUAAAAACAAGAUAGGAAGGAAUUGGUGCUCAAAUAGAGUGGUAGAUGAAAGGAACGGACUCAGUAAUCAAUCUGUUAGUACUGAGUCAUUAGGGAGCUUUAAGAGAAGAUUAGAUAGAUUUAUGGAUGGGGAUGAUAGAUGGAAAUAGGUAGGUAUAUUUCAUACAGGGACUGCCACGUGUAGGCCUGAUGCUUUCUUGCAGCUUCCCUUACUUCUUAUGUUCUUAUGCUCUUAUGAGCCUUCUGUGACUGAUAUCAGUCAGACUCUGUGUGACAGUGCCAGUAACUUUCUAAUGUUAUUGUUAUUAAUAUCUCGUUGUCAUGACAUAAUGUUCAAUUACAUGUUCUUUCUUUCCUUCCCCCCCACCCCCUGCAUGAGCAGACCCUCUAGCUAAUCAGAAAUCGAAAUGUUUCGUGACAGGUUGCCAUGACGACCACCAGCGUCACUCAACCUGUACAGCGUGUGUCACUAUUGUCUGAGCUGGGCUUACACGCCGCGUGCUGCUGCCCUGUGCUUUGUUUCUGAAAGCUAUGGAAUAUUACAUCUAAAAAAGUGUUUUCUACCUUCAAUGUGAAACCUAUAACAGCACAAGUGAUAAACUGACAUUUGUGAGAAAAGUAAAUAAGCUUUAUUUAAGUCGCAGAAUGUACUAAAUGUAAUAGAAAAAUCUUGUGUGUUGAAAGUACAAGAAAAUUAUAUCAUAUGAUAAUUAUAAUAACAAACUAUAUUAUUGCUGAAGAUAAUAACCAACAUUCACCACCUGAUUCAAUGGCAAACCCGUGGAGCAAAGUUUUAACUCCUACGACCGAUAGCCUGCUUCAACCAGCACACGUCAUCGCUUUUGCUGACAGACAACAAAGAGCGAACGAAAAAAACGGAAAGAAAACUAAAAAGACGUAUGCGUUGAAGGAGAAAGAUUUUGUCACCUACAACUACACUGAGGGGCGAGGAAGCGAGGACGACAAUACGCUCUCCAACAUCUUGGUGAGGGCCAUGCAGCGGAAGACCAAGAGAAGAGAGAUCGAUGACGCAAUGAAAAUGAAGCGGCUACAGGAAACUAAACUGAAAGCAGAAGAAGAAAAAAGGCGUUGUCAGGAAGCAAAAUUUAGACAAGAAAGCAAACUUCGCGAGAUGAAAGAGAUGCAUCAACUAAGGAUACUAAAGGAGGAACAAUGGCGAGCGAGGGAAGCCAGGCAAGCGAGGAACAAUAAACUUGCAGACACGUUCAAUAAAGCACGACUCUUGCGUAACUCCUUCAGAGCUUUUAGAAAACUCAUAGAGAUGAGUAAAACCAACAAGAUUAAAGCCAAAAAUCACUAUAGACAAAAAGUUGUUCAAAGAGCUUUUUCCAAAUUACUGAUUCACAGCUCCAAGGAAAUCCAGUGGAGGGAUCAAGUGGCCACACAUUUUUAUGAAGCUUGGCUCCUUCAAAAGUAUUUUGCAAAAUGGAAAGAGGGGAAGGCAGAGAAGGACCGACAGGUGAUGAGGGCCACAUGCCAUCAUCAUCAGUGUCUCCUCCGGCGAGCCCUGUGGAUUUGGCGAUGGACAGCUCUUGACCUCAUACUGCAACAUCGAGCUGACUCCUUAAGGGCCUCUAAACACUACCUUGGGAAGCUCCUCGCCUACAGCCUAUCAGCUUGGAAACGUUAUGCUAGGACGAGGAGAUCAAGACGAUGGAGAGAUGUUGUGGGCACCAGCCUCAGAGGGCUUGUUAAGGACAUUGUCCCAGAUUUCUCUCCGUCCUCCUGCUCUGAUGACGACGAUGACAACGAUAGAUUGAAGUCUCCUGACUGGACGAUGUCAGUGCUUUCUUGAAA